AUGUCAGGAUCUCGGCAAUCCCUCGCCAUGUCGCGGCCCAGCCAGACCUUCUUUCAGCGCCCCUCGUCCGGCACUAACCUCGCCGACCUUGGCCUUUCGUCACUUAAGCGAUCGACGUUCCAGCAGCCCAAGGGUGACUUCACCCCUGGGCCUGCUACCCGCACCCCUCGCCCAUCUAUGGAUGUUGGCGGCGACCAACGCAGCAGCGUAUACCGACCGCGCCAGUCCACAGCCGCCCCAACGACGCACCAGAGCUUCUUCCAAGCUACUCCCCAAGCUGCCGGAGUCCCGCGAGACCCUCGCCCCCUCAAGGAUCGAGCUUUCCAGGCCCGUAUUGGACAGGAAUUGCUGGAGUACCUGGUUCGGAACAAUUUUGAGGUGGAGAUGAAGCAUGUGCUGUCCCAGAAUGUCAUGAAGUCACCGACUCAGAAGGACUUCAACUACAUGUUCCAGUGGAUCUACCAUCGCAUCGACCCAAACCAUAAGUUUCAGAAGAACAUUGAUCAAGAGGUGCCGCCCAUUCUGAAACAAAUGCGCUACCCAUUUGAUAGGAGUAUCACCAAGAACCAGAUUGCUGCUGUCGGAGGCCAGAACUGGAGCACAUUCUUGGGUCUCCUCCAUUGGAUGAUGCAAUUGGCCCAAAUGCUCGACGGUUACGCGGCCUGCAGAUAUGACGAGGCGUGCAUGGAGAAUGGUGUUGACGUCAGCGUCGACCGCAUCAUCUUUGACUUUUUGAGCAACGCAUACAAAGACUGGCUUGCCAUGGAUGAGGACAUGGGAGACGAGGACGCUGAGCGUGUCUUGGCUCCCCACGUCGAGGAAAUGGCCAGAGCAUUCGAGCGGUCUAACUCGAAGUAUACGGCAGAACUUGAGAUGCUUGAGGCGGAGAAUGCGCGGCUAGUGAAAGAGAUUGAAGAUCUAGAAAAGGCGAUGCCUGAUCCCUCCCUUCUGGACAACAACUUCAAGAUCAUGGAGGAGGACAAGGUCAAGUUCAAGGAUUACAACGCCGUGGCCACGCAGCGAGCCAAGAAGUACGAGAACCGCGCUCAAGUGCUGCAAGAAGAGCUGGAAAAACUCAUGGAGGAGCUGAAAGAGGCCGAUGAGGAACGACGCAGCCUGCAGAAGGCAGUCGACGCUCAAGGAAUUAGCAUGCAGGAUAUUGACCGCAUGACCGCUGAGCGCGAGCGCCUCCAGAAGGGUAUUGAAUCCGCAGGCCAGCGAUUGGAGGAGGUAAAGAAGAAGGUAUUAGAGAAAGAGGCCGAGGCAAGCCGAAAACUGGACGAGUUGGAGCGCAUGGUGGAUCAGUAUAACACCGUGGCAUACCAGACUGCGCUUAUCCCCUCCACGGCCGCCAACGCCAAGGGCAGGGAUUUUGAGCUCCAAGUCAUGGUCAACGACAACUCGCACGUUACUUCAACCAACCUCAAGGGCUCUUCCGGAGCGUCGUCAUCAGCCGACCGGUUGCUAGUCGACGCGACGACCGACUACCAACCCGGACAUGUCCUCAACCUUGACCUUCGAGGCUCAGUCCGAACCAGCCUCCUGGCACUGCGCAAGGAGAUCUCGGAGCGGCGCGGUGCAGCCAUGGAGCUUAUGAUGAAGGACCACGAUUUGCUCGAUGGCAUCAAAGAGGCGAUCGAGGACAAACGCAGUGAGGUUGAGGCGCUGAACCAUCGAGUCCGAGCUGCUGAGCAGGAGUAUGAGGCGACCAAGGAGGUGACAACGGCGCAGAAGUUGGCAUCAGACGCACAGAUCGAGAAGCUGGAGAAAGAUCUGUCACGAAUGCGGGCAGGACUGUCAGAGUCUGUACAGAUUCUAGAACAAAAGGAGAUCAACACAACGAUCCAGUACGAGCAACUGGUUCUACGAGCCAAUGCCCUUCGCGAGGAACUGCAUACCGAGAUUGAUCGGAUGCUCAACGACGUCAUCAAGUUCAAGAUUCACAUUCAAAAGAACCUGGACGACUAUGAAGGGUUCGUGGCAGACGAGCUGGAGAAAGAGCUAGGAAGCGAAGAGAUGGGCGAGGACACGCGGCCGGUCGAAGUCUGA
Messenger RNA from Ilyonectria robusta, 2049 nucleotides. Its product is annotated as HEC/Ndc80p family protein. The transcript has a single exon. NCBI's taxonomy places the organism in Eukaryota, Fungi, Ascomycota, Sordariomycetes, Hypocreales, Nectriaceae. The coding region runs from base 1 to 2049 and encodes 682 amino acids. Gene Ontology annotation, cellular component: Ndc80 complex. Gene Ontology annotation, biological process: attachment of mitotic spindle microtubules to kinetochore. The record is from RefSeq and is a predicted model, not a curated record.